AUGGGUAUUAAUGAGCAGAGAGUGGCACUCACUGAAUUAAAAGAAAGAUUAUCAGAAAGAAUAAAUAAAAUGAGAAAAACAAGAGAAAAAGGGUUACCACGUAAAACAACUUCUAUUUUCUUGUAUUUUACUGGGUUUCUCAUGACAAUUAAAGAUUUCGCUAUAAGUCUAUUUUUUAUAUUUUCAUCAAAUAGUACACAUAGUGUCAUAAGUAAAGUAAGGUACUUAAAUAUUAUCAUAGAAGAAACAAAAAAAAUUAAAGAAGAUUUAAUGCUAGAACAUAAUACACAUAGUGUAAUAAGUAAUGACACUAUCUCAGCCAGUACUGAUAUUGAUGUAAGAAUAGGCAAUUACACUGGGAAUACAAAAGAACACUUGGCCUUAUUAAGUGAUAAUGCUAAUACAACGGUAGACCAAAUAUUCGCAUUUAAUGCUAAUUAUAAGCCUAAUAAGCUAAAUAUAACGGGCAGAUCAGUAAAGCCAUGGACAAAGCAGUCUAAGACUGGCUUAUUUAUAUUUAAUGUGUUAAUGGGCAUAAUUCAUGUGGUAAUAUUGGGUUACUGGACAUAUGUAGUGUAUAACGUAAUAUUUAAUACAAAAUAUGAAAAAUUUUUAAUUGAUAAUGAAAUUACCAUAAAUAGUAAUAAAUAUCAAAAAAUCAUAGAUAAUCAUAACAUAUUAUAUUGUGGUACGAAAGAGGAAGCAAAAAAAAUAGAAAAAAUAUAUAAAACCAGUGAGAAUACCAUAAAAGGAAAAAAUACUAUAAAAGGAAAAUAACCGUUAUAAAACUACCAUAAAAGGAAAGAUACUAUAAAAG
Molecule: messenger RNA, 817 nt
Organism: Nematocida parisii ERTm1
Lineage: Eukaryota; Fungi; Microsporidia
Exons: 1
Coding region: 1-777 (258 amino acids)
Source: RefSeq, a predicted model, not a curated record